Molecule: messenger RNA, 13271 nt
Organism: Rhineura floridana
Lineage: Eukaryota; Metazoa; Chordata; Lepidosauria; Squamata; Rhineuridae
Gene: FHIP1A
Product: FHF complex subunit HOOK interacting protein 1A
Exons: 14
Coding region: 1101-4136 (1011 amino acids)
Source: RefSeq, a predicted model, not a curated record
GUUGUAUGGAAAAAAGGAGCUCUUUUACGCGCGGCGCCUGGGAGUUAAGUACCAUUCAAAGAAAAGAGGGUAGGCGCCUGGGAACGCCACGGAGGUGGCUAAGUUGCUUAAAUGGGGUGUGUGUGUCGAUUUAGGGCUGAAGCCACGUUUACUCCGGAAGUUAAGCCUCACUUAGUUCAAUGGGAUUUGCUCUCAAGCAAGCGUGAGAGAAACACGCGUUGCAGGUCCUUUCUUCUGACUCACUAGUCCGAAACGAAGAGCCCGCGCUGGCCGCCUCCUUUCCCAAGCUCCACACACACCCCUUCUCCAUUUUUGUACCACACACCAUCAAGCAGGUGUUGUUUUUACUCUCUUUUUUUCUGGAACGAGACCCCGAGCCAGGAAAGCACGAAAGGACUGCGCAGAGCAGCCUCUAUUGCCCUCGCCCUCCCUUCGAGCGCUUGAAGAUUAUUGCUCAAAGCCGGCUGCUCCAAAGCAAGGGAGGGAUUUACCUGUUGUUGUUACCAGCCCUUCCCCGCCUCUUUCUUCUCUCUCCAACAGCGGCGUCAAGAGGAUUCCGCGGGGCUGAGGUAACAGCCGGAGACCCGCUGGGGAAAGUGGGGAGAGUUGUGCCCGCCUCGCCUUCUUUCGCCUUGACAGGGAGAAAACUGUCUACUCUCCACACCUGGAAGGAUUCUUACACUAGAAAAAGUAUCCGGCAGGGGUGAGGAGUCGCGGCGCCAGCGAGAGAACCUUUCCCAGGAGACGCUUGAGGCAACCCAGGGGCUGCUACUUCCUUACAAGAUGUCUGUGUCUCUGCUGCUUUAUUCUUGAAUGUGUUUGUGUGGAAAAGAGAUUUCACUGACAAAUGAUUCCAGGCACUGACUGGUUCAGCACUUCCAUCACUUCACUUCCAUACCUGAAUCUGAUAAAGAUGAAUAGAACUGGGUAUCAUUAGCAUGAUGAUGGCACCUUCCUCCAAAUCCAAGGAUGACCUCCUCUAGCAGUUUCAUAGAUGUCAAAAAAACAUAUGAAAGAUACUAUCUAGGCGUGACACUUGUAAUGCAGUGGCUGCAAAGGAAAUUGAAUAUGGCCUAGUAGAAUCGAACUUUGGAGAGUUUAUGAUGUCCACAGAUGCGAGUAGUAGGAAAAACCAUCAGGCUGUGAGCCUAGAAGGAGUUGACCCAGAAACCUGCAUGAUAGUAUUUAAAACCCACUGGGCACAGGUUGUGAAAAUCUUAGAGAAGCAUGACCCUUUGAAAAAUAUUCAGGCAAGGUACGGGGCCAUUCCUACAGAUGAAGCCAGCACUGUGCAGAAUUACGUAGAACACAUGCUCUUCCUGUUGAUUGAAGAACAAGCAAAAGAUGCUGCAAUGGGACCUAUCCUGGAGUUUGUUGUUACAGAGAAUAUCAUGGAGAAACUCUUCCUUUGGAGUCUCAGACGGGAAUUCACGGAUGAGAUGAAAACUGAACAACUGAAGAUGUAUGAAAUGAUCAUCACUCAGUCCCACCAGCCCCUACUGCAUCACAAGCCCAUCUUGAAGCCUUUGAUGAUGUUGCUGAGUUCUUGCUCAGGAACUACUACACCAGCAGUGGAAGCACAGCUGGUGGUUCUUCUCAACCAGCUGUGCUCAAUCCUAGCCAAAGAUCCAUCAAUUUUAGAACUCUUUUUCCAUACCAGUGAGGACCAAGGAGCUGCAAAUUUCCUAAUUUUUUCUCUCUUGAUUCCUUUCAUCCAUCGAGAAGGGACCGUUGGCCAGCAGGCCCGUGAUGCACUACUCUUUAUAAUGUCACUUUCUGCAGAAAACAAUGUGGUUACUAAUCAUAUAGUAGAAAAUACUUAUUUCUGUCCGGUGCUAGCAACAGGCUUAAGUGGCCUAUAUUCAUCCUUACCUACAAAGUUGGAAGACAAAGGAGAAGAAUGGCACUGUCUGCUGAAAGAUGACUGGCUUCUUUCUCCAGCUCUUGUCCAAUUUAUGAACUCUCUUGAGUUCUGCAAUGCAGUAAUACAGGUGGCACAUCCUUCGAUUUGGAUCCAGCUUGUGAACUACAUUUAUAAUGGGUUUCUGGUACCAGUUAUGGCCCCAGCUUUGCAUAAGGUGACUGUGGAGGAAGUAAUGACUACAACUGCGUACUUGGAUCUUUUCUUGCGGAAUGUUUCAGAACCAGCUUUACUAAAGAUCUUCCUCCGGUUCAUCUUGCUGCACUGCCAUGAGACUGUGCAAAUCCUGGACACCCUCACAAGCCGCAUAAACACUCCAUUUCGGCUCUGUGUCGUGUCCUUGGCAUUGUUCAGAACACUUACCAGCUUGCAUUGUGAAGAUGUGAUGUUACAGCUAGUUUUAAGGUACUUGAUACCCUGUAAUCACAUCAUGUUCAGCCAAAGAUGGGCUGUGAGGGAACGGGAUUGGUAUUCUGUAUCUGCUGCUAGAUUGCUUGCUUUGACUCCAGUCUGUUGCUCUAGUGGGAUUACUCUGACUUUUGAAAGGCAAGAAAAAGAUUAUAUUCUGUGGAGAAAGAACAUACACAGGGCAGAUAGAACUGAAGAGUCCAUUUGUAGCAGUAUUGCAAAUGCCACAUGUAUUGUGGAAUAUGGGAAAACUGUUGAUAUCAGUUACCUGCAGUACCUUUGGGAUGCUCAAACCCUCAUCCUCCACUGUAUGAGGGACUGCCAGGUUUGGUCUGUUCCAUAUGAUGGUGAAAACCCUGAUCCAUAUACCUUUAUCCAAACUCUAGCUGAGGAGGAUGGUAAAAACCUAGACCAGCCCAUUUUACGACUCCAGCACAGAACACCUAGUAACUGUAGUUCCUCUCAGGUGACUCCAUUGGGAGAAAAGUUGCAGCUAGAACUGGAAUGGGAUGAUAGCUAUGAUACAGGGAUUUCUCCUGGAUCUGAUAUGGGCUCUCCCCAUCAUGAUAAUGAUUUAGGAAAUGUAGAGGCACAACCUCCUACAGAGCCACCAAAGCACAUUCAAGAAAUGAAGAAAAAUGCAAUUAUGUUUAUCAAAGGGUCAUAUAUAGAAGAAUCUGACUUUCAGGAUGAUGUCAUGGUUUACAGGUUAUGUGCUCAAAAGGAUGCUCAGGAAGCAGAUGCCUUAAAAGAGGAAGCUUUAAUAUCAGAAACUCAAAGCACAGAUAAUCUGAAUCAAUUCCCUAUCAACAGUCCUCUUAGAAGUCCCCAGUUGGACUCCAGUUUGGAGGAACACAACAUGAAAAAUGCUGACUCAACCCAGCAUACAACAGCCAAACAAAUCCAUGAGAGCGUUGCUGAAAAAAUAUCUCAGCCAGACUUGAAACUGACGUUUUCUUCCCCAGAAACAAAUCACAAUGCUAAUGUGAGGUUGCUGAGCCCAGAAAGUGAGGAUUUUAUUUCUCAGUGCGAUAAUAUCAUUAAAGAAUUGGAUUGUAACCCUACAGGGUUGGUAGAACUUAAAUUGCUUAUUCCUGAUCCAGUUUCUCCAGUGGAAGAGGAAGAAGACUUUGAAAACUUUUCAGCUGAUGCACCAUCAGCAGAAAGUACACCUUCACCCUUUGGACCAAAAGAUGCAUGGUCCAGCAAUCCUGCAAGAAUCCAGAGUGUCCCAUUUACAGGUCCAUUUAUCAGUGUGGUGCUCUCAAAACUGGAAAACAUGUUGGAAAACUCCUUGCAUGUAAACUUGCUGCUCAUUGGCAUCAUUACUCAUCUGGCCAGUUACCCACAACCCCUUCUCCGUUCCUUUCUGCUCAAUACCAACAUGGUAUUCCAGCCUAGUGUGCGGUCAUUGUACCAGGUGCUGGCAUCUGUGAAAAACAAAAUUGAACAGUUUGCUUCUGUUGAAAAGGAUUUCCCUGCUCUUCUCAUGCAAGCCCAGCAGUACCUGCUUUUACGGGUGGACAUGUCAGAUAUUCCACUAGAGUCAUUGACCAAAGACAACAUACAGCACAACGUUUUGGGGAAAGGCAGAAACCUUUCAGAGGAUUCUCAAGUCAUCCUGCAACCUUUCUCUGGAAGUAAGGCAAAAAAAGGAGCUGCUCUUCCCAGUGUUCCCCAGCACAUCAGGAAUGCUGUCCUUGCUGCUGCCCUCUUCCCAGAGUUUCUCAAGGAGCUGGCUGCUCUUGCACAGGAACAUUCCAUUCUGUGUUACAAAGUAUUUGGUGAUUUUGAGAAUUUUUAUUAGUUUUAAGACUUUUUUUAAAAAAAGAUUUUGUUUUGUUUUUAAACACAGACCUACUUAUAAAAAAUUCUACUAUAUGUUCCUGUUAAUACUUGAUUUGGGGAAAUUGUUACAUCUUUAUGUUGGGCCUUAUUUCCAACUCUGCAACAUAGACACUGAUGUAUUAAUGGAAUGAUUUCUUUUUUUAUCUUAUUCCCACCCUUGAAUUUACUUACUUCAGUUUCUCCCUUUAAACUCUGCUAGAGAUGCUUUGGGUUAAAAAACAUACAAUUGUGUAACCAACUGCAAGGUGACUUGUUUUGUUUUUCUGUCUAGGAAUGUUGGUUGCUCCGUAAGAGUGUACUUACCAGGACCAGCAUGACAAAUUCAAUAAGCCUUUUAUGCAAAUAACAUUUAAGGUAUCUAUUGGAGGGGGGAGCAAUUCUUUCCCUAAUUUGUGCUUUACAAGUGGCUGGAGUUGUGAAUGUAAAUGGAUUCAGCAUAUAUAAGCCCAUGACUUUUUGAAAGCAGGUGCUGUGCUGAAUACAUACCAUAUUGCCUUACAUUGUGGACAAAUCUGACACUCUCAGCUGUUGAUUCCUUUGAAGUUUAAAUCAAAUGAGUAAAAUGAUGUUGAGUGCAGACUGUGUGGAAUUUUUCGCCUGCCAUUUCUCAGCAUUCUUUGAUUGCUACCUAACUAAACUCUCAAGCCUUAAAUUUAGUACGAUUUGCACACAAAUGUUUCUAUGCAAGCUGUAGUCUUUUUGGUAGAACAUAUUUGUAUCCUUUUAUUGAUAAGCUGAAGAGAAAUAUUCCAGUUAUUGUUUAAGUGCUGUUAAAAGGUUAACUUCCUCUGGGAGUUGAUACUAUCUGUUUUUUAAGUCUUUUUUUUAAAAAAAGUGGAAAAGAAUAGCCUGCCUCUAUAAGCUGUUUUUAAAUUUAAAAUAUUAUUUUGGUUUAAGAAGGAACCGUUUUACUCACCAGAAGGGUGUUUCUCAGUGGGCGCCAGGACACCGCCAAGUGGGUAUUGUGUUCCUUGCUAGUGCUUGAGGCAGGAAAGAGUUAACACUCCAAACCGACCGUUAAUGCGGCCCCUCCCACGGAGUGCUAGUUCGCCGUCUGGCCAAGCUUAAAAUAUAAACUUAUACAUAUCUAAAAAACUGUGACAACAUUAACUGUAAUUAUGAAAACAUACAUUUUACACUUAAGUUGUAAAAAUAACUAUACAGUCUCUACUCAGAGCGACUGCCAACUCCACUGAAUGAUACAUGGGAUAGGAGUGAUCAUUGACUCUUCAGUGUCAACCCGUUUUAUUAUAAUGUUUCCUGUCGUUUGUAUCCCAGGGUGGGCCUUGGUGGUGUACUGGCGCCCACUGAGAAACACCCUUCUGGUGAGUAAAACGGUUCCUUCUCCAGUGGGCACCAGGACAUCCCCAAGUGGGAUGUUCCAGAGCUGACGUAUUGAUUGGUGGGUACAUAAAUGUUCAAUGAUCACUCAGGACCUGCUGAAUAACUCGCCUCCCAAAGGCUGCUUCAGCUGAAGCAUAAAUAUCUAUUUUAUAAUGUUUAGUAAAAGUGUUAGGGUUUGCCCAAGUGGCCGCCCUACAUAUUUCUUGAAGAGAUGCAUUGUUGAAUAAGCUGCAGUGGCAGCUGCUGCUCUAGUGGAAUGAGCAAUGAUGCCUGAAGGUGGUGGUAUGUUUAGAGAACUGUAUGCUAAGGCAAUGCAGCCCUUAAUCCAUCUCGCCACAGUAGAGGAGGACACCGUUUUACCGAGAGUAGUUGGGUGGUAAGAAACAAACAAAGAAUCAGUUUGCCUUAUUGGCCUAGUCCUAUUUAUAUAUACUUUAAGUGCUCUCCUCACAUCCAAUGAAUGCCAAGCGUGCUCUAGAGGAUGCUUUGGCGAAGGACAAAAUGUUGGCAAUACUAUUUCCUGCUGACAGUGAAAGGCUGAAUUAACUUUUGGAACGAAAGUAGAAUCUGUUCUCAAAAUGACUCUGUCAGUAUGGAAGAUACAUAGAUGUUUUGCCACCGAGAGAGCUCCAAGUUCCGAUACUCGUCUAGCUGAUGUUAUUGCUAUGAGAAAUAAUACUUUGAAGGAAAGUAUUCGUAACGUAGACGUUUUCAAUGGUUCAAAUGGCGGUGUUUGAAGAGCUGCCAAGACCUUGUGAAGAUUCCAUGUUGGAAAACGAUGAUGAACAGGUGCUGACAAUAGUGAAGCCCCUCUUAGAAAUUGUUUCAUAUAGGGGUGAGCUCCCAGUGAUGCAUAAGAAGACUUAGACAGGACUGUUGACAACGCAGAUGCUUGUCGUCUCAAAGUAUUGGGUCUCAACCCAUUCUUCAAACCAGCAUUUAAAAAGGAUAACACCUCUGUAAUUCCCGACUUCCUAGGUGUAACAUGAUUCCUAUUAAACCAUUUCAAAAAGGCCGCCCAGGUAUACUGGUAGCUUCUUAUUGUGGACUGUCUUCUAGAUGCCAAUAUUGUGGUUACCACUUCCGUUGGUAAUCCAGCCCUCAGCAGUUUGACCUGCUCAAUUUCCAUGCGGUUAAGCUCAACCAUUGGAGAUCGGGGUGGCGAAGCGGUCCUUGUAGCAGCAAAUCUGGUCGAAGAGGCAGACGCCAUGGGGGCUCAACAGAUAGGUUGACUAGCUCUGAGAACCAUGGCCUCCUUGGCCAAUCUGGUGCUAGUAGAACAACAUUGGUCCUCUCCAUCCUUACCUUUUUCAUUACCUGAGAUAGCAAUGGAAAAGGAGGGAAAAGAUACAGUGUUGCCUUCAGCCAAGGAGAAUUUAGGGCAUCUACACCCUCUGCUCUGAGAGAUGGAUAGCGUGUGUAAUACCUCUUCAGUUGAUGAUUGACAUCUGAAGCGAAAAAGGUCCACAUCCAUCCUUCCGAACCUGCUGCGUAUCUGUUUGAACACAUCUUUGUGCAACUGCCACUCUCCCGGCAACAUCUGCUGUCUGCUUAACCAGUCCGCUUGUACAUUCUCUACUCCCUUUAUAUAUUCCGCUGUCAAUGAUUGGAGCGUGUGCUCUGCCCAGGAAAUUAGUAGAGAUGCCUCCUGAUGAAGAACCAGUGACUUCGUCCCUCCUUGACGAUUUAUGAACGCUUUCACACAGUUGUCUGUUCUCAGCAGCACAUGUUUGAGAUGGAAUAAAGGCACAAAAUGUUGCAGCGCCAACCGUGCUGCCCAAAGUUCUAGUAAGUUGAUGCUUUGGUUUGAUUCGUGAGGGGACCAAGAUCCCUGCAGGAUUUGACCUCUGCAGUGAGCUCCCCACCCCUGGAGACUCGCAUCUGAUGUGACAGUCUCCCAUGGUGGGUCCUUUAAGGAAAGUCCUCUGCGUAGAUUGCAAUCCUUUGUCCACCAAUGAAGAGCGGUUCUCAGUCGUAACGUCAGAGGAACCUGGAAUGUGAAUAUAUUUGCUAUAAAGUAAAUCAUACUUUAAAAAGAUUUGACUCUAGAAAACGCAACGAACCUGCCAUAUUACAGACUAUGUAAUCAAUUAUGAAAUUUUGACCUUUGUUUUUGAAAGGGACUACACUCACACAAACAAAAACCCUCACCAUGCACAAUGUGUAGGCUUGGCUCAAGGCUUAACUGGGUGUUCUAGAGUGCUGCAGAAAAAUCUCUAACAAAGUGAUCUGUUCUGUCUUCCUAGCUGUUUAGUGCGUUUCCUAAAGAAGCACAGGCAGUUGAUGAGGAUCCCUUUAUCAGUUCAGCUUUUGUGAAACCUCUGACUGGAGUAGGAAGGCCAGGUUCUCAGUGGUUGGUCAAACCAGUGAAAUAUAGGCACCAGUGUGGGGUACCCUGUAUCAAUCAAGGAAGGCCAUAGCUCAGUGAAAGAACCACAUGUGUUCCAUGCAAAAGGUCCUAGGUUCAAUUCCUGGCAUCUCCCGGUAGGGCUGAGGAAUAGCCCUGUCUGAAAUCCUGGAGAACUGCUGCUGUUCGGUACAGAGUAUUGAUAAUACUGAGCUAGAUGGAGGACCGGUUUGGCCUUGGAAUAAACUAGCUUCGUAUUUUUCAGUCACUUAUCUUUUGACCCCCUAUGCUUACCUACAAGGUGUACAAAGGAUGUGAAUCUACUUGGCUUCCCAAAACUUAGAACCAGGGCUGCCGUGUGAGAUAGAAACUUUACGAUUUUUAAAGGAGUGAAAACAUACAUUCUCCUCCUUGACUUUAAUAUGUGUCGCUGUAACAUUGCUUAAAAAACCCUGUUUUAAUACAUGUUAAUUCACUUGGCCUGUUCCUGAGCCCAUUAUUUGCUGCAGUGUAUGUAUAGAACACUUCUAUGCCCAUUCCCUUCAGGACAGAGAAGAUCUUCAUUUACUUUGAAUUGUAGCCACAGUUCAUAUUUGAGGGUAGCUUGAUUUAAUAAGCAAUUUACUGAGCUGCAUUCACUGGAGUUAUGUUGUGCCUCUUUUCUGUAGGCCACUGUUAACAUUUGUGAAGUUAGAUUCUCACUGAGAGUAGAGAGGAAGGUGAUAUUUGUAACUCUGUAGAUUUUAAUGAAGUAGUGUUAAUAUGAAUUUGAGAGUUACAAUAAAGUCUUUACAGGGACUUUCUGGAGGGUUAGUAAUAGAAAACUACAGAAUUACAUACAUGAAUAAGUAAAAAUGCCAACCGCAACUUGCUAGAAAGCAGACUAUUCUUGACCUAUCUGAGUGCAAAAUACAAAAAGACUUUGCUAUUUUGGCUUGUGUUUCACAUGUCACAACCACCCAAAUCUGGCAAAAAACAAAACAAACCCCCCACAACUCUGAAAUCAAGUGCUGCAGUUUUUGGGUAUAAUUAUCCAAGCCAUGAUUAUAGCACUAAUUCAAGCUGUAGUGUUGUAAUUAUUCCUAUAUAAAUGCCAUCUCAGGGAAAGUGAAAAUUACAUCUUGGUUAAUGUGGCUUUGGAUUACUUUGCAUAAGUAAGCUAUUUGGAAUAAUUUAGAACUGGGUACUGGCCCAAAAAGGCAUUCAGAAAGCAAGCUAGCUUUGAAAUACGUCUUCAAGCAGGAAUAGUUAACAACUUUCUCUAAAUCAGCUCAGAUUAAGCAUUUUACUGAUUUCUGUAUUCAGGCUGUUUAAAAAAAUUUUUUUUUAGUCUUACCUAGAAUAUCUUCCGUUGCUCCCAUGGCUCUAUGUAAUAUCCAAAAAUUCCACAGAUCACUUGCUGCAUCUGAUGGAGUACAUUCUUGCCACAAUCAAGUUCUAAUUCCACAAGUGAUCAGUUGGGGCUACAUGACCAGUGACUUUUUUUAAACAAUGAAAAAUUACUAUUCCUUGCAGAAUACAGGUUGAAAAUAUUAACCCUAAGAUGCUCAAACCACCAAGAAAACUGCUCUGAUUUUCAUGCUGGCCAUUUGCAAGCUAUGUUAGAAAGGGAUAAGCAACCUUUUAGGUCAAAGGAAGCCGAUAUUUCCCUUACUAACUCCUUCAUUAGUUAAAUAAUGUUAACCAUUGUACAAGCAACUGGUUAGCUGGAUGUUUACAAGGAGACAGUUUAUCUGUAGGUAGGUUGAUAUUCCCUUUGUAAGCUGCUUGUAUGAGGAACCCUGCCUUAUAGCAAUCUUAUUCCCUUUUCCCCCUAUAAACUUUAAGUCUCUAAUGUACUUCCUGCAUUUGCACCAAGAUUAGUGUGUGGCACAGUAUGGCCUAGCUGCUGCUACAAUAUACAUUUCAAUAAACCUAUCUGUAAUAAGCUUUACAGCAUUUACUUCAUGCCCUUAACUGUAGAAUAUAGGAAAGACUGUACUCUAUUUUUGUCCAUUGCAUCUGUGUUUUCUUUUAACUUCAAUUUCCUGCACAGAAAUACUUUAACAUAAUGAAUCUGAAUUCAGUUUGUCUUUAAUUCAUCCAUUCUAAGCACUUUUAAGAUACCUACAUGCUGCUUUUCCUAAAUCCAAAACAACUUAAGAAAUUGGGAAGUUUAAAAAAAAUGCUUGUGCAAGUGAAGCCUCCAAAGCUACCUCUCUUCAACCUGCUGGUGUAUCCAGUACCAUUCUGUAGAGUCCCCUGUUGCACAGGACCAUCUUUCUCAGAUGCAGUAGUGUCUGCAGGAGCAAGGAAACAUUUUAUGAGGACUCCUUUCACAGUUCUCUGGAUCCUACUCUACAAAACAAUUUCAACAAAACUUCACAAAUGGUUUGUGGCCUAUUAACUCUCACUACAGUUCAUGCUUGUCCCUGGCUGAGGCCAUACAAAAUAUGGUAUGUCAGUUCCAGGCUUUUAAAGGCAAGCGCUAGCUCUCUGAAGCAGUUGUCGUAAAACAGAUGUAUAUUCUGUUGCUCAUGCCUGUUAAUUAUAAGGCAAACGACAGCAUUUCACACCAGCUGAAUCUUGUGUCAUCUUCCAAGGGCAGUCUUGCAUCUAAAACAUUACUGUGGUGAGAACUCAUGGCUCUAAAAGGGACAGAAUCUAUGUAGCUAUUAAAAGGUAUUCCUUACCACUACCACUCUGUCUAGGAGCACUGUUAGGCUCCAAACUUGUUCAAAGAGAAUAAAUACUAUUCCCUUCAAAAAUAAAGUCAUCAACAGUUGAAAGGUUAUUCCAUUUUGUCUAAACUCAAUAUCAGUUUCUUACCCACUUGCUUCCAACUACUGUUUCAAGACUUAAGAGGACAGCUUAUGGAUCAUACAUCGACUCCAUAUUUGAAUUCUGGCUGAUUUUUCCCAGCUAUGUAAAGAUGCCAAAUAAAUCAGAGCCGUUCAGGUCAGCUUCCCAUGGCAUUGAAGUACCUGUUGACUGAGGUUAGAUAGACAAGAUAUAAGCCACAGGCAUUCUGCCUGGAGGACCCUAGCUAUGAUAUAAAGAAUCUGUGAUAUUGGAGUGGUUAAAAGCAACGACACAAGCUGCAGUGAGACAGCAUUUUUUGGUAAUUUGAGAACACUAUCCAUUAGGUUCAUUAAUACCAUCUCACAGUAAUGUCCUACAGGUAUGCCAGGAUCUGCUGAAAAAAGACGUUUAGUGAGGCUUAACUAGCUUUUUCAAAAAGGGGAGGCUGAAUACUAGUCUAAGAAUAACCCAGCGAGUUACAUACCUAUAUUCAGUCUGUCUUUUCAAGGGAGGUUAGCUGUUUGUUUUGUUAGAGAGGGAUACAAGUGGGUGAGGCAGCCUCCUUCUGGAAGAACCCAGCAGUGAUAGAGAUACUUUCCCCAAGGAUGAGAUACUUUCCCCAAGGAUGAUUGGAAUUGCUUUGUGAUUGUAAAGCAGUUAAAUGACCCCCCCCCACUGCUGCUAGACUUGUCUAUGGUAACUUUCACAACCCCCAAACACAGUCUGAAUAGUGGAUUUAAGCAACUGCAGCAAGUGGUUACUUCCAAAAUCCCUACCUUAAACAUAGCAUUAAGUGUAUGUCCUAGUUAAGCAAAGAGUACAGUAUCUCUCUAAGGUGAUCAGUAGCCUCUUAUAGAUGUUAGGAAGAAAACUGGAAACCAAGGUGAUAGUGCAUCUCUACCUACAAGAACUCUCUGGUAAAAUAGCCUUCCCAGCAAGCUGUAUCCUCAAGCAAACACUUUUUCACAGAGCCUCGAUGGCCAGUACUUCAAUCACUGGUCAAAUAGUGGACAAGAAAAACAUCAAAGUGGUUUCUUUCUUAGGUCUUUUAAACCUGGUUGCUUAUUACUACACUGUCCUUUGACUACAGAUUUUGACAGAGAAAAUAGGCUCUGUCUUACUGGUUGCUUUUGGUAGAGGAGUUUAUGCUCAAGUUCAUUUUCAUACCUACUUACUUCUUUUAAAUGGUUUUAACUAGGAAUAGGUGCUUUCCUGUUUGGCAAAUACAUCCACACUAUGAUUGAUUGAAUACUUAAUGUAUAAGCUAUGUUCUGAUAUGUACAACUGACAGUAGAAUGAGAUGGUUGUUAUAAUUGCUGUUAUGAUCAACUCACUAAACACUGAGAUAACAUCCUUAAUUCUGUGCUUCUUGCACAUAACAUGAAAAUGUUCAUUCAGACUGUUCAUUGAUUCAAGACAGCAUUGUGCCUAGGAUGGAGAUACAUAUCCACGUGUAUAUCUGCAUCACCUAUCCAACACGACAGGGUGCUUCUGCUUAUAGGUCACACUUGGUAGAUCAAAAGUGUAGAAAGUUUCCAUCAGCUUCAUUGAAAACAAUACAAAAUACCUAAUGACACUCAGGGGGUGGGGAGUCUGUAGAAUAAAAAAGUAGCUAGCUUUUAUUAAAAAAUAAACUGAAGGCUUCUUCUCGUUUGGUAGCAAUCAUAAUUCCUCUAAAUUCUGGCACUUCGAUGGCUCACAUGUCUGAUAGCCCCACAGAUACUUUGUUACAACCAGGAACUAUGCUGUAGAUACUGCAAGAUAAUAGUUAUAUAAUAUAAGCCAACAAAGUCUUGUAGUAUUAGGAGACUUAUUUUAUAUACAUUUGGUCACAAAUUCAAUUUUCACUUUGUUUUGACCCUGCUGUUUACAACCCACCUUACAACCAUAUAUAUAUAUACUAGCAACUGAGGAUUACAUGUGAUACAACUAGCUAAGGAUGCAGUAAACUCUAGUCUGUGAGGGCCUAUGUCAUAUGUGUUUUUUUAGGUGCCACAAGAUUUCAUGUUUGCUGCAGAGCAAUCCUUCAGGAAACUGUUUAAUCUAUGUACUGUUAAUUGAAAUGUAAUGUGGGCCAAGAGACAUUAAAGCACAACACUUUCUUUGUACAAGUGUCUUCUACAAUUUCCAUUCUCAUUACUUUGGCUUCUGCUUUGGCAGCAAUUGAUGGAUUAUAAACUAAUGUCCACUGUCAGGUCAUCACCAUCACAACUAAUGCUUCCAGCUUGAGGCAGCAACUGGUCUGUUCUGGAAUAUGAGGACAAGAUGGUGAGAUGGUGAAUGGUUGUACAUUGCCCCUAUAACCUAUUUAACAAGUUGUCUGUAUUGUAUGUUCUUACCUUUUGGUAGGAUGUGUCAGAUUUCUUCUUUCAUGUCUGUUUACUCACUUAAGCUUACAUCUCAACUGAGCCAAUAUAGAACAAAAAAGCAACCACACUGUAAUAGAGAAAAGGGCAGGACAGGCCAUCUGCUAUGACAAAAAUAUAUAAUCCCAAACCAUAAACAACAUCUGCUGAUUAUGAUACUUGAUUUCAUGGAGACAUGCAACCUUUGUUUGAGUGCUAGUGUACAUGCACAAUUCACUUUUUAAGAGGGACAAAAGUGCCCAAGGUACUUUAAUUC